UUCAUAAAAAUACAAAUGAGACAAACGUGUUGAUUUAAACCAGCACGGACAUGAAAAAUUACUGCUGAAUUAAUUCCAUUGUGACUAACGUGUGUGUGUGUGUGUGUGUGUGUAAGGGGGUGUGGCCUUGCCCGCCUAGACCUGUCUUGGCUGCAGUGUUCAUUGCCCGUCUGGAAGUUAAAGAGCAAACAUGAGCGGACGUGUCGGAGAUUUGAGCCUCAAGCAAGAGGAUGCUUUAGCCCAGUUUCGGGUCAGAAUCCAGGACAUCCUUCCAGACCUUCCGGCUGAGCACAACCACUACUUGCUACGCUGGCUCCGAGCGAGAAGCUUCAAUGUUGCCAAAGCUGAAGCCAUGAUCCGGAAGCACAUUGACUUCAGGAGGAAAAUGAAGGUGGACACUAUCAUCUCCGACUGGACGCCGCCUGAGGUGAUCCAGAAGUACGUGUCCGGCGGCAUGUGCGGCUACGACAAGGAGGGAAGUCCGAUCUGGUACGACGUGAUUGGCCCGCUGGACCCCAAAGGUCUCCUGAUGUCGGCCACCAAGCAGGACCUCAUGAGGACGAAGAUCCGCAACAUCGAGAUCCUGCAGAGGGAGUGUCGGCGCCAGUCCAGCAAGUUGAGCAAGAACGUGGAGUCCAUCACCAUCGUCUACGACUGCGAGGGGCUCGGCCUCAAGCACAUGUGGAAGCCCGCCAUCGAGACCUACGGCGAGAUUCUCACCAUGUUUGAGGAGAACUACCCGGAGGGGCUCAAGAAGGUCUUUCUCAUCAAAGCUCCCAUACUGUUCCCGAUGGCGUACAACCUGAUCAAGCACUUCCUGUGCGAGGAGACGAGACGCAAGCUCGCCGUUCUCGGAGGUAACUGGCAGGAAGUGCUGCGUAAACACGUAGACGCCGAGCAGCUCCCGGUGGCGUACGGCGGAACCCGGACCGACCCGGACGGAGACCCUCUCUGCAGAACCAUGAUCACCUACGGCGGCACGGUGCCGAGGUCGUACUACGUGCGGGACUCCGUCCAGGUCCGGUACGACACCAGCGUCACCAUCAGCCGCGGCGCCGUCCUACAGCUGAACUAUGACGUCGGCGCCCCCUGCAGCCUGCUGAGGUGGCAGUUCUCCAGCGACGGCGCCGACAUCGGAUUUGGCGUCUAUAAACGCACGGCGGCGGGCGGCGAGCAGAAGGUGGCGGCCAUGUUGGAGGUUGUUCCCUGCGAGCGCUACAACGCUCACCUGGUGCCCGAGGACAACGCCAUCACCUGCACCGAGCCUGGAGUGUAUGUGUUGUGUUUCGACAACAGCUACAGCAUCAUCCAGUCCAAGACGGUCAGCUACACGGUGGAGGUGCUCCCUCCUGCGCUCUGACCACCACAGGAGAGGUUCUGAUGCUGCCGGACCGGACCGGACCGCGUCAUUGGUCACCAGCGUUAUCAUUCCAUUGUGAACGUGGACGCUUCAUUAGGUACACCUGCACGGUCUGGAGUCAUUAUCAUUAAAGCAGACGCUGUACCUAAUCAUGUGACCAUACAGUACAUGUUGAAAUGAAACAAUGCACUCAUUACAAUGCAGUAUUUCUCUCUUUACACGACCAGUUUAUUUAAUUACUGUUUUAAUGUGUGACUUCAUUUGGGUCUGAGUAAUAUUUCAUCUCAACAUUUGUCCUAAUAUUGAUGAGUUUGUAAUAAACGUCCACUUGUAAAAUGUGAAUAAUUAUAUGAACAAAACUUGAACAAGUGACACAAGCAAUAAAAACAAUGCAAAUCUGAGAGCAUGUAAUGCAGGUGGAUGACCGCGAGGGGGUGCUAUACUGCAGGCUGUUACAUAGGAUGGUAAAUAUGAUAACUAAGCAGUGAUAAUGGACCACUUUGUCCUUUUAUUGAAAGUCAUCAUGCAGACAGCAAGCUUCAUGGCGUAUAAUCGCCUUACAUAAUAGCAGUGUGGGCAAGAUGGAGGGGGGAGUCUGUCUGACGCAGUGGUCACGUCAUCACUUAAACACCCGGAAGUGUGUUUCACAAACGGCACGCCUGUUAUGUCCCACAAUGCACUGCGAGGAAAUGGCGGCAAGUCUGUAAGUUACCAGUUUUCGAUUUUAUUUUAA
Entelurus aequoreus (snake pipefish) is the source of this 2093-nucleotide messenger RNA. RefSeq names its product SEC14-like lipid binding 7 (gene sec14l7). The transcript is spliced from 12 exons. The coding region runs from base 191 to 1360 and encodes 389 amino acids. NCBI's taxonomy places the organism in Eukaryota, Metazoa, Chordata, Actinopteri, Syngnathiformes, Syngnathidae. The record is from RefSeq and is a predicted model, not a curated record. Gene Ontology annotation, cellular component: cytoplasm.